Molecule: messenger RNA, 1413 nt
Organism: Vitis riparia (riverbank grape)
Lineage: Eukaryota; Viridiplantae; Streptophyta; Magnoliopsida; Vitales; Vitaceae
Exons: 3
Coding region: 1-1413 (470 amino acids)
Source: RefSeq, a predicted model, not a curated record
AUGACAUUUGAAGAAUUCACUCACAAGGUGUUAGAAAAAUUCGACAUUUCCCUUCAUGUGAGGAGGAUGCACUACACCCUCAAGUUUAACCCUAGAGUCAUCCAAGAUUUAGAAGAUGAGGAUGACUUGGAUAACGUGGUUUCCCACAUUGAUGACUUUGCAAAUGUGUACAUAGUUGAGUCACCCGGUGUGGAAGCCAUAGAGGCAAAUAUACCGAAUACACAGUUGGCACUUGGAGGUCCACAUCCUACGUUUCCUUCGUCUAAUGCAUCAUGCGAUGCAAGUCCUAAUACUAUGAUGUUAUCAAGAGGUUUUGCAUCGCGUUGUGCAGAUAGUGAGUACACCCCUUUGGAAUCGAAUCGGUUUCGUGAGGCAAUAUUAGCUCAAGAUGAGUGUUCAACUAAGGUGCGGGUUUCUUCCAAGAGAGGUGUUGUUGUUGUUGAAGACGUGUUUAGAACAACUCCAGAAUACCUUCCUCGACAACUUUGCAAGGAUUUUGAACGUGAUCAUGGAGUUCAAUUAACUUAUAACCAAGCAUGGCAUCUUAAAGAGAAGGCAAAAGAGCGUUUAUAUGGAUCUCCACGUGAGUCCUACGCGUUUUUGCCUUGGUUAUGCCAUAGGCUAAGGGAAAUUAACCCUGGAACUAUUGCCGAGUACACUUCUCAUGAAGGUCACUUCAAGCAAUUGUUCAUUGCCCAUGCAUUUUCAAUUCAAGGGUUCACCAUGGGGUGUCGACCAGUAUUAGCAAUUGAUUCUUGCCACCUAAGUGGUCCAUACAAAGGAGCUCCUUUGUCUGCCAUUGCAUAUGACGUAGAUGAUGGAAUGUUCCCUCUAGCCUUGGGUGUGGUUGGUUCAGAAAAUUAUGAGGAUUGGUAUUGGUUCUUGGAGAAAUUGAAGGGGAUCCUAGAUGGUCAAGAAGUAAUUAUUAUAUCAGAUAGACAUCAAGGGAUAUUGCGUAGUGUUUCGGAGUUAUUUGGGGUAGAAAAUCACGCCUAUUGUUAUCGACAUGUGAAAGAGAACUUUUCAAGCUUCUUCAAUAGGCAAAACCUAAGGGGAAAGAAAGGGAAAGAAGAUGCUUUGUUGCUUUUAGACAACAUUGCAUAUGCUCGGUUGGAUAUAGACUACAAUGAGGCGUUUGAAAAACUUGUGCGUUUUAAUGGCGACCUAGCAAGGUGGGUUGCGGAGAAUAGUCUGGAGCAUUGGGCGAUGUCAAAGUUCCUUAAAAAACGUUGGGAUAAAAUGACAACUAAUAUUGCAGAGUCCUUCAAUGCGUGGUUAAGAGAGAAACGACACCAAACAAUUUAUACGUUGUUGUUGAUGCACAUGGAUAAGCUUGUAGCCAUGUUGGACACCCAUAUGCGUGGUACAGAUAAGUGGAAGAGUGUGGUUGGACCCAAACAGAGGAAAAGCUAA